Messenger RNA from Lepisosteus oculatus (spotted gar), 2924 nucleotides. RefSeq names its product mediator complex subunit 27 (gene med27). Gene Ontology annotation, cellular component: mediator complex. Gene Ontology annotation, biological process: regulation of transcription by RNA polymerase II. Lineage: Eukaryota; Metazoa; Chordata; Actinopteri; Semionotiformes; Lepisosteidae. Gene Ontology annotation, molecular function: transcription coactivator activity. The record is from RefSeq and is a predicted model, not a curated record.
CACUCGCAAGUCGAAAAUGGCGGAUGUAAUGAGUGUUGGAGUGAAUUUGGAAGCUUUUUCUCAAGCAAUAAGCGCAAUUCAAGCUCUUCGGUCUAGUGUGACUCGUGUGUUUGAUUCCCUGAAAGAUGGCAUGAAAAAUAAAGAAACUCUGGAAGGCCGGGAAAAGGUUUUCAUUACAGAAUUCCAGGACAAUUUGCAGUCGGUCAACCGUGAUUUGAAUGAGCUGGAACGCCUGAGUAACCUAGUUGGCAGACCUUCUGAAAGCCACCCCCUUCACAACAGUGGACUUCUAAGUCUUGAUCCAGUGCAGGACAAAACCCCUCUCUACAGCCAGCUACUCCAGGCAUAUAAGUGGUCCAAUAAGUUGCAAUACCAUGCUGGUCUGGCAUCUAGUCUUCUCAACCAGCAGUCCUUGAAGCGCUCUGCCAAUCAGAUGGGUGCCUCUGCCAAACGACGUCCGAAAGUUCAGCCUACCACCCUUGUCCUUCCUCCACAGUAUGUUGACGAUGUCAUAUCCCGGAUUGGACGCAUGUUUCCCGAUAUGACAAUUGAGCUAUCUAGACCCAAUGGUACCUCAGCUGUACUUCUGGUGACUUUGGGGAAAGUGCUAAAAGCCAUAGUCGUAAUGCGGAGCCUGUUUAUCGAUCGGACGAUUGUGAGGGCAUUCAACGAGAAUGUGUACUCUGAAGAUGGCAAGCUGGACAUUUGGUCAAAGUCCAAUUACCAGGUAUUUCAAAAGGUGACGGAUCACGCCACGACUGCCCUGCUGCACUACCAGCUCCCUCAGAUGCCCGAUGUGGUGGUGAGGUCCUUCAUGACCUGGUUGAGAAGUUACAUCAAGUUGUUCCAGACUCCAUGCCAGCGCUGUGGAAAGUUUCUUCAAGAUGGGCUGCCACCAACCUGGAGGGAUUUCCGCACACUGGAAGCCUUCCAUGACACCUGCCGCCAGUGACAGAGGAAUAGCAGAAAAGGGACUGGAGAUCAAUGGUGUUCUCCUAACUCCUCCUCCAGAUUGGCUUGAAAGUGUCAGUAAACUUUAAGAGAGUUCUGGGAGAUCUAGAUAAAAUCUAUAUUAGGUUUUAUAGACCAGCUGAUUCCUACAGUAUAUGGGCAUAAUCCCAUAUCCUUUUGACAAUUUUUAUGUUUUUGCGAAAUGCCCACAUACCCAGAGUGGCCUCAGGAAGCACCACUUUUAACUCUGGAUUGAGACUGGCAAGAUGUACUGUAAUCAGAUCUUUUCUCUACCAACUGGUGACUUUGUUCUGUUUCUCAUAACCUCCACAUUUUUGGGAAACUGCUGAAAAAAUGUGCAGUAUUAACUCAAGGUUUCACAGACCCUAAAAGAAGACGGGGCUACCUCAACGAAAUACUUUUGGUCAAGCUCAUAGAAACCAGCUGUGAACCUGUGUCUGAGGAGCAAGCAUUGAAAUACACACUAUAUUACAAGUGUGUGCUGCGCAGAAAAUGAAAACAUUAUGCUCCGUGUCAAGUCAUCACUUUAUUCUUUUACACGCUUUCUAAGAUUUGUGCCUGCAUUCAGUAUGUCACGUUUACCAUUUCUGCAAAUGCGGCUUUAUAGUCACCUUUCACGGUGCAGUCAGUUCAAUAAUGGUUCAGGGGAGGGGAAGUGUGUUUAGUGUAGUUUGUUGUUCAGUUCCAUUAGCAUGGGAAAAUGCUUUAAUCUUUCAUGAUCAACCCAGAGAACCCAUAAGAAUGUAGUUUUUUUUGUAACGUGAGUUAAAAGCAUUGCUAUAAAUAAACCUGCUUAGAAUUGGACUUCAGCUGCAUGUGCGCUGAGGAGUUCUAUUUUUUUAAACUAGUCUGAGUUCUGAAAUAUGUCGAAUUGUUAAAAAAUAUUGCCCAAAUAAAAAAGUGAUAAAAGGGCAUCUGUACAGAUAAAGAUUAUAGAAUUCCCCAUAAUUGUGCCAACAGCAGCAGUUUCUGCAGAUCAUCUGUCACUGGACUCAGUUUAAUUGAUCUAAAAAUGUUGCCAGUCUUAGAGAAUGUUAUAUGUCUUGUUGAUUGCUUCCAUCUUUUUAGACGGUCAGUGGUUAUUAAAUUUCAACUGGACGUAAGUCAUAAUAGUAGUGAUGUGCAUGGCAGGACAAGGCAAGCUGAAGGGGGGUUUUCACUAAAUAUCUCAUGAGAUCUUUAAAAAUGUUUUUCCAUCUUUACAUUAAAAUGAUCUCUCUCAGUACUUUUUUUUCCUCUUUGAUCAUUUCAGAAGUUAAAAUAGAAGUGAAGCUCUGAGAUCAGCCCACAUUUGUUCAGUAAGAGUAGGUCUUCAUGUUGUCUUUCUACAGUAGCCUGUUUUUUUCACAAAAUAGACCAAAUUUCCUUCAGUUGUCACAAAGAAAGGUUUGCCUCUUGCAGAAAAGUAUUUAUGACCUGGCUUAAACGUAUUGUAAACUAAAAUAUCAUUGAUUUGCCUUAUUCCCAAUCUCCUAUAUUUAUCUUCUGUAAUCAUGUGCCACAUACCCAUGGCACCUGAAGAGCACGCUCUUAUUUAGUAUAGAGGUUUUGUCAUUUGUUCUUCAUCACAAUCUGAUACUUGUAGACUGAAUUACAAAAGCUGCACCUAGUUAUAAACUACUCCCAGUAUUUUUAUGAACGUAGCUUAUUUCAUGUCUGCAUCGAUUAAAGCUGUGAAAACACCAAUUCUCUGCCUUUAACCGAAAUAAAAUGCAGUCAAGAAAAAAAAUGCAGGGGUGACAUCUUCAAGAAUAUAACAGUGCCCUAAAUUGUGGGAUAUAAAUUCUUAUUCAAUAUGAGUACUAAAUCUGGUGUAAUUCUGUAUUUUCAUUUACAGUCUGCAGCGCUGCUGUUGCUUGAGACUACAUGUUUGUACUUAAGGGCCUUUGUGUCGGAGAUGCAGCUUUCAUUUUGAAAUGGCGUAAUAAAAACAAGCAAGACACACUUUGCCA